UGAAAUUAAACAACAAAUUGCGCAUCUAUUUGUUUUUUUUGAUUAAUAAGUUCUAAAAUACGUUUCGCUCGAUAAAGAUGACAAUAACUACAUCACGUUAAGAAUAAAACAUUAAAUUUACUUUAAUUUUGGUUUCACUGAAUUCUUUCUAUAACUUAUUUAAAUUAAAUGAAAGAAUCUCGCUUUGUUCGAUCUCCAGACCGUUUUAGAUUCAAAACAAGAAACGAACAUGAAAAAAAGUCGAAAUGGAAGCAUUAUCGCCGUUCAACGUCAAAAUCCCAUAGUUCUACGCAUUCCAACGUGCGUUAUCAUGAAGAGAAAUCACAUAUCACCAGAAGAAAAAAACAGAAAACUGGAUCUCGAUGGAAUCGCAAUAGUAGAGGAAGCAGUUAUUCAAUUAGUCGUGGAAGUAGUCGUAGUAGUCAUACUAGCGUUUGUAGUCGUGGUACAAGUUGGUCGUCACACGGUCGGCGCACAUCAUCAAGUGUAUCACGUUCAAAACGACGAGGGUUGGGUAAACGAAGUUCGUAUCGUAGAUCCUUUGAAAGACGUCAGGAAGAUAGUCACUCCUGGAGAAGAACGCGUCGAAGACAUGACAAGGAAGGUUAUGGAUCUAAUUUGGAUUAUUACAAAGAACCUAUACGAUUAUCAGUUAUAGCUUUGCGUCGCGUUCCCAUAACAUUGACUGAAAAUGAUUUGGAAUCAGCGAUACGUUCAACAGCCAUAUCUGUUGGAUUUUCACCUCCCAAUUUUAUCAAACUUUUGUCUCUCGAAAAUACCCCCAAUAAUACUUCCAACACAACAAGUGCCUAUGUACAAUUUCCAUCUUGUGACUCAGCACAAGGGUUUUACGAUGCUUGUCGAAAGAAUUUUCAAGUAAAAUGUAAACAAAUAUAUUUAGAAAUACCUCAAUGUCCACCAGCGCGUUUGAAUUUGUUAACAUCGUCGCACACGCCCUCUGAUUGGGCUGCAGUGAUAGAUCCUGUUAAUGAUCACAGAUCCUUAGGACUUGGAAUUCCAUACCCUAACUUAAAAGAAUUUGUCAUGGACAGUAAGAGUGGGUUACUCUUUAGCGAAAAAGCAGGGCUGUUCUAUGAUAUGGCCAACCAGCAGUUUAUAUCAUUCAAUGGAGUGUAUUAUGUUAAAAGUGUUACAACGCCGUACACUUUGGUUCCGAUUCAAGACUUAGCAGGAAGCACCAGUACAACUCCCUCAGCACUUAUUACUACUAUGAAAGCGAAAAUACUUAAUGAAUCGAGUGAACAACAUGAAAAAGAAGAAGAUACGCUACUCGUGCCUCAUAUUGACAGCGCUACUACCAAGGCAUCAGCUGUUGCAUCCGUGUUGGCAACAGCUCAACUUGCAGCUAAGGCAACCAAAAGGGUUGUCAAACCUAAGCUUGGAGAUGGAAUGUCUGCAUUAGGAACGUUAGGAACGCCUUCCGAUAAAGAACAUGCUCAAACGGCAGGAUCCUCCAUUCGUAAAGAUUAUCCAGAAGUUUUGACAAUUGAAUCUGUAUUUGGAGAUGCCGUUGUCGAAGAGGAGUUAAAAAUAGACCAGCUUGCUUCUAAGGAAAACAAAGAAAACAUUUCAAACAAUGAACAUACGUCAAACUUCUAUAAUGAAUUAAUCCAAGCACAACAAUUUAUUUGUUUUGUUUGUAUCCAACAAUUUAAAGAUGCAAACCAUUUAUCAAAACAUCAAACAGAAAGUUUAUUACAUCAGAAAAAUUGCAAACUUCAAAAUAUAACAAAUGGUGCCGUUUAAAUUUUCAAUAUCUUCUAUGGCUAUAACUCAUUCAUUCCUGUUCAUUUUUUACCCAAAAAUGCUUCCGAAACAUCUGUGUGAAUGUCUGAUAAAUGAUAGCGUUAAGAAAAAAAAGAUGAAGAACGUAGUAGGAAGAAAUUAAAAAACACAAUUAAUUUUUCUUUUUUAAAAAAGAGUUAAAAAUAAUUACAAUUUAACCUAUUGCAAAUAUCA
Hylaeus volcanicus is the source of this 1980-nucleotide messenger RNA. RefSeq lists its product as uncharacterized. Gene Ontology annotation, cellular component: nucleus. The coding region runs from base 169 to 1767 and encodes 532 amino acids. Lineage: Eukaryota; Metazoa; Arthropoda; Insecta; Hymenoptera; Colletidae. Gene Ontology annotation, molecular function: RNA binding. The record is from RefSeq and is a predicted model, not a curated record. The transcript has 19 exons. Gene Ontology annotation, biological process: mRNA splicing, via spliceosome.